Molecule: messenger RNA, 2147 nt
Organism: Coregonus clupeaformis (lake whitefish)
Lineage: Eukaryota; Metazoa; Chordata; Actinopteri; Salmoniformes; Salmonidae
Gene: rad9a
Product: RAD9 checkpoint clamp component A
Exons: 13
Coding region: 383-1573 (396 amino acids)
Biological process (GO): cellular response to ionizing radiation; DNA replication checkpoint signaling; DNA repair
Cellular component (GO): checkpoint clamp complex
Source: RefSeq, a predicted model, not a curated record
UGCUGUGUAUAUUUAUAGCUAGCUAUGGAAGUUAGUGAAUAAUAUUAAUGGCCGGUAUAAUGCACAAACCUUCUGAAUCUAGCCAGUCGAGCAGGAAUGAUAGUUUCUGACUAAAAUGCUAGCUAGCUAAACAGAUUUCACUUUACUCAACUAGCUAGCUAGCUAGCUGGUACUGUUAGCUUGCUAGCUAGCUAAGUAGCUAGCUAGCUAACAAGCUAUCCAUGCAGCAAGUACCCUUAGCUAGCUACAUUGUGAACUGGUGUUAUAACGUCGCUAGCAAUCUUUGGCGCUAUGAAAGUGUGAUCUGUAUACCUGUAAGGUAACUCAAACAACCCUGCAUCCAGAGAGGCCACUCACACUGAAGUACUGUCACCUCCCUGACAUGGACUGCGUUGUGACAGGGGGCAACGUGAAAGUGCUGGCCAAGGCCAUCCACUCUCUGUCCAGGAUAGGUGAUGAGUUGUACCUGGAGCCACAGGAGAAUGGGCUGGCUCUGCGUUCUGUGAACUCGUCCCGCUCAGCCUACGCAUGCUUCCUUUUCUCCCCACUCUUCUUCAGCAGGUACACCAUUCCCUGUGGACAUGCUUUUCGCUGCAAGAUGGCCAUCAAGUGUGUGCAGGCUGUGUUCAGGUCCCUGUCGUCUCUGGAGAAGACAGUAGAGAAGUGUCACAUUGAACUGGAUGGAGAGAAGAGUCGUCUCACCUUCACCCUGCACUGCAAACAUGGGCUGCUGAAGACACACAACCUGUCAUUCCAGGACAGUGAGAGUCUGCAGGCCGUGUUUGAUAAAGAGAGCUGUGCCAACAUGCUUCGCGCCCAGCCCAGGUUGCUGGUUGACACAGUGCUGCAUUUCCCUCCCUCUCUGGAAGAGGUGAGUGUGUCAGUGAGUGGAGAACGAGUGUGGUUCAGGAACCAUGUAGAUGACGAGGCAGAGCAAUCCAAAGCCAUGCUGACUGAACUGUGUCUGAGUUCUGAUGAGUUUGACCACUUUGCUGUCGGAGCUCAGACCAGCAUCACAUUCUGCCUAAAGGAGCUGAGGGGCUUGCUGGUGUUUGCAGAAUCCACAGGUCUUCCUGUCUCUGUGUAUUUUGAUGAGCCAGGCAGACCCUUGGUGUUAAGUGUAACAGACAGUGUUCUGGAGGUGAACUUCGUGCUUGCCACUCUGUCUGAUGAUUCCAACCUCCGUAACCAUAACAACAAUAAUACAAAACAAGCUCGCUCGCCGCCACCUCCUGACGACUUUAUGAACGACGACAUUGACUCCUACCUCAUUGCCAUGGAGACCAGUGAAUUAGCAGGUCCCUCCGAUGCCCCUGCACCCCGGUCCCCCUCGCCCAAUCACACACUUACAACUCAGCCAUCUGUAGCCAUACACAGGCGCAGGCUAGAGAGCGGAGAGGAGGAGGAGGAGGAAGAGACCGAGGACACUGAAAGACCUCCAAAUAAAAAGUUCCGCUCGCUGUUUUUCGGGUCAGUCUGUCCCUCUGAUUCUCAACUGACCAAUCAGACGAUCAAGAGCCAAGAAGUGUUGGCCAGUGACAGCGACGACGACACCCAAGCAUCAUUGCCAUGACCUGGGGUGGUGGAGUUGAAGCCACGUGUGUUUGUGUGUGUAUGUGUUUGGGAGACUGUUUGUUAAACCUACUUAUAGAAUCCCUGCGAGGAGAUAUUUAAAGAGAUUAAAAAAGGUCUGGAUCUAAUCUGAAGACUGUACUAAUCACAUUGGAUGCAGACUUAACCUUGUAAUAAUUUUUUUGAAUCUGGAUUUAAAGUAUGCAGACCUUUCUAGUUCUAAUGACCGUUGCAGCUUUGAGAAGAAAGUCUGCACUCAGUAGAUUCUCUGAGGGACAGUGACGGGACAUUCAGCCUUUUUAUUGGACCAUGAUGAUGAUAUCACACUGGGGAUUCUGGAAUUAUGAGGAAAUGGACAACAAGCACUUCCUGUUUAUGUCGAUGAUCAAUGUACACAAGCCCUAGAAUAAAAAAACAAACAUUUUUUCCUCAGUUUGAAAAUAUAAAUUGUUUUAUUUACAUUUUUAAUUUUUUAAGUCUACACUUGGAUGAGAUGUUUUAUGGGUCAUUUUUGUGGUUUGUAAAAACUUAGUAUGUCGAUUUCUUUCCUUGCUUAUUAAAAGUAUGUCUCCAUA